Messenger RNA from Pezoporus flaviventris, 1120 nucleotides. It is a transcript of the gene PTGR1, whose product is annotated as prostaglandin reductase 1. Lineage: Eukaryota; Metazoa; Chordata; Aves; Psittaciformes; Psittacidae. Gene Ontology annotation, cellular component: cytoplasm. The transcript has 10 exons. Gene Ontology annotation, molecular function: 2-alkenal reductase [NAD(P)H] activity; 15-oxoprostaglandin 13-reductase [NAD(P)+] activity. The coding region runs from base 12 to 1010 and encodes 332 amino acids. The record is from RefSeq and is a predicted model, not a curated record. Gene Ontology annotation, biological process: prostaglandin metabolic process.
GGGGGAAUAAAAUGGCGAGGAUGGUUACUGCCAAGGUAUGGGUUCUGAAGAAGCAUUUUGAGGGUUUCCCCCAAACCAGCGACUUCGACCUGAAAAAGAUAGAGCUGCCAAACCUAAAGGAUGGAGAGUUGCUGCUUGAAUCAGUGUUUCUCAGUGUUGAUCCUUACAUGAGACCUUACAGUCGAAGGGUCAUGAAGGAAGGGGACAUAAUGAUAGGCACACAGGUUGCCAGGAUUGUAGAAAGCAAGAAUCCUGCUUUCACAGUGGGGGUCUUUGUUGUGGCUAAAAGUGGCUGGAGAACCCAUUUCAUCUCUGAUGGGAAAGACCUACAAGCCCUUCCUUCUGGUUGGCCAGAAUCGCUCCCCGUAUCUCUAGCUCUUGGGACGAUUGGCAUGCCAGGCCUCACUGCAUACUUUGGUCUGCUGGAGGUCUGCAAGAUGAAGCCAGGGGAGACAGUGCUGGUUAAUGCUGCAGCUGGUGCUGUGGGCUCUGUGGUGGGUCAGCUUGCUAAGAUUGGGGGUUGCAAAGUUGUUGGCUGUGCUGGCUCAGAUGACAAGGUUGCGUAUCUGAAAAAAAUAGGCUUUGAUGAAGCCUUUAAUUACAAGACUGUUACAUCUCUGGAUGAAGCACUACGUAAAGCCUCUCCUGAUGGCUAUGACUGUUUCUUUGACAACGUGGGUGGAGAAUUUGCCAGUGUUGCUAUCAACCAGAUGAAGAAAUAUGGAAGGAUUGCAGUCUGCGGAGCCAUCUCUCAGUACAAUGACUCUGUGCCUCAGAAAGGGCCUUAUGUGCAGAUGCCAAUGAUCUUCAAAGAACUUCAAAUGGAAGGGUUUCUUGUGACCAGCUGGAAUAACCGCUGGGAGGAAGGUCUGAAGGCACUGCUAAAGUGGGUCAUGGAGGGAAAGGUGAAGUGCCACGAACAAGUCACUGAAGGAUUUGAGAACAUGCCAGCAGCUUUCAUUGGAAUGUUAAAAGGAGAAAAUCUUGGAAAAGCUGUUGUAAAAGUCUGAAGGUCACAUUCCUGGGGACUGGCAGAGGAGAAUGAUUCUGUUAAGGGCUUUUAACUCAUUGAUCGAAAUGUACGUUUCAGUCUUUUUGCUGGAAUUUGGCGAUAACUUCU